AUGAACAAGGACGUCAAAGCUUGGGCACGGUCGUGUCUCAGCUGCCAGCGCAACAAGGUGCAGCGUCACAACAAGUCCUCACCAAGCACUUUCCCCAGUCCCGACGCACGGUUCAGCCAUGUGCAUCUGGAUGUCGUAGGCCCCUUGCCUCCAUCCAAUGGUUUCACCUACCUCCUUGCCUGUGUCGAUCUAUAUACUCGCUGGGCUGAAGCUAUUCCUUUGCCAAAUGUUCAGGCUGAAACCAUCGUGAAGGCCUUCGUCAGUCGUUGUGUCGCCAUGUUCGGUGCCCCAUCCACGGUUACGACUGAUCGUGGUGCCCAGUUUGAGUCGGCACUCUUCCAAACGCUACUCAAUUUUCUUGGCUGCACACGCAUUCGGACGACAGCCCACCACCCAGCUGCCAACGGUAUGGUUGAGCGUUUCCAUCGCCAGCUAAAGACCGCCCUGCGUGCCGUCGAAGACCCAGGAAACUGGUCGGACCACCUUCCUCUUGCACUCCUCGGCAUCCGCGCAGCUCUGAAGUCGGAUCUGGGCUGUAGCGAAGCCGAAUUGGUUUUCGGCACUACCCUCCGACUGCCAGGCGAGAUGAUCACCCCAACCUCUCGUGGAGCCGACGAGACUCCUGACAAUCUUGUGCACCGUUUGCGGCAAUUCAUGCGCUCGCUUUCCCCGGUUCCACCUAGAACUCCUAUGACUGAGUCUUAUGUCGGAAAGGACUUGGACAACUGUACUCAUGUGUUCAUCCGGUGUGACCGUGUGCGCCAGCUGCUGGAAUCACCUUACGAAGGACCGUUCCGUGUGCUCGCGCGCAACGCCAAAACCUUCCGGAUUCUUCGCAGUGACAAGGAGGACGUUGUCAGUGUCGAUCGGGUCAAGGCUGCUGUUGCAGAGGAGCCGCCGGACCGGUCACAAGGACAAACAUGUGCUGACCCCCUAACCCCUGUUCCUCCAUCUUCCCUAUCCCCUACUCGUUCACCCUGUCCACUGCCUUGCCCUUCCCCUCCCUUGCCCUCCACCCCUCCGUCCCGCAUACUUCCUCUCCCUACAUGUCAACAGCAUCCAACUGCAACACCAUCGUCCACCGCAGCACGCAGUGAAACCUCUUCGACUGUACCUCCUGCAUACAUAACUCGCAGUGGCCGUCACGUUCAUUUUCCCGAUCGUUUAGUUACCCAUUUUUUCUAG
Molecule: messenger RNA, 1185 nt
Organism: Spirometra erinaceieuropaei
Lineage: Eukaryota; Metazoa; Platyhelminthes; Cestoda; Diphyllobothriidea; Diphyllobothriidae
Source: the annotation of a GenBank genome assembly